CAAUAGCGCAGCAAGGGGCAUCUUGAACUCCAGAUACUCCAUUCAAUUCCAUCACGAAUCCCUUCAGGAGCAUCAUCAACGGCUCCGCGUCUUCUGCGGUUAUCCUUUGACUUUUCUGCUGGCUUUCAUCUUCUUGGACUAAUUCGCCAUGGAUAUUAACGAUUUGAAGAACACGGUCUCCAACCUGACCUUGUAUGACCUCAAGGCAGGCUUUCGGAAGGCCCAGAAUGCUGUUAUGAACUUUACCGAGAUGGAGGCCAAGGUUGGUUGAGCUCUGCGCGACAACAGACCGGGACAUUGUCGACUUACCCAUCUUCAGGUGCGAGAAGCAACGAACAACGAGCCAUGGGGUGCUUCAUCGACCCUUAUGCAAGAGAUUGCCAAUGGAACAUUCAACUACCAAACCCUUAACGAGAUUAUGCCCAUGAUCUACCGUCGCUUCACCGAGAAGGCUGCCGAGGAGUGGCGUCAGAUUUACAAGGCCCUCCAGUUACUCGAGUUUCUUAUCAAGCACGGUUCCGAGCGCGUUAUCGACGAUGCUAGAGGACACAUCUCGCUUCUUAAGAUGCUGCGCCAAUUUCACUUUAUUGAUCAGAACGGAAAGGACCAGGGCAUCAACGUGCGCAACCGAGCCAAGGAAUUGGCCGAUCUUCUUAGUGACGUGGAUCGCAUCCGGACCGAGCGCAAGAAGGCGCGUGCCACCAAGAACAAGUAUACCGGAGUUGAGGGUGGUGCGACCUUUGGAGGUGGCUUCUCAAGUGGCAGCUCUGGUCGUUAUGGUGGUUUUGGCAGUGAGAGUGCUGGCUACGGCGGUGGUGGUAGCAGCGGUGGCCCUGGCAACUAUGGCGGAUACUCUGGUGGUGUUUAUGGCGACGGUGGUGGUUUCGGAGGCCAGUCUGAUGACUGGCGAGGCGACGGCGCUGCCAGCCGAUCCGAGCGAUUUGAGGAAUAUGAUGAGUUCGACGAGGGCGAGAGACCAGCUGCCAGCUCAUCAAGAGCUGCCGCCAAGCGACCAGAGCGUACUCCUGUUAAGAAGGCCGCCGAGCCUCCCAAGAAGAAGGAACCCGAGGUUGAUCUCUUCUCCUUCGAUGACCCUGCGCCAGCAUCUUCUGCAGCACCAGCGUUGGCCCCAAGCAACGCUGCCGCUGCUCCUGCGCAAGACGACGACGACGAGUUCGACGACUUCCAGUCAGCUACCCCUGCUCAGGCAGCUCCAUCCAACAAUUUUAUGCAAAGCCCCGCUGUGACAUCGAUGGCCUCCUCAACCGCCCAGUUUGUUGCUCCCCAACCUCAAUCGGCUCCUCAGCAAGCUGACAUUAGCCACAUGGUUAGCAUGGCGUCCAUCUCGCCUGCACCAAGUGCCUCAGGAACUCCCGGGCCCAACUACUCUGCCUUUAGCAUCCCUGCUGCUCCUGCGGCACAGGCUCCCAAGCCUGCUGCCUUCCAACAGACUGGACCCAACUACUUCAGCUCUGUCCAAGCACAGACAGCAAAGACCCCAACAACAUCUGCCUUCUCAGGCAUGGGAAGCGCCUCCAGCGCUGCGCCCAGCGGCCCUACUACUAUGGCUAACAUGAAGCCCGUUAUUAGUUCAUCAGCCAAGCCAGCACCCGCUGCUGGUGGAGAUGCCUUUGGAGCUCUCUGGGGCAAGGCCAGUGGAGGCGUCAAGAAGCCAGAGACACCCAAGACUGGACCCGCAAUGGGCCAACUUGCCAAGGAGAAGAGCAGUGCUGGAAUCUGGGGAGCCCCAGUAGCUCCAUCUUCCAGCGGCAGUGCUCCUCCCAAGACCGGCGGAUCUGCUAUGGACGAUCUCCUUGGUUAAGCUUAUAUGCUAAAAUCUAUCUUCAGAAUGGUGGAUCAUAACCUGGAACUGAGACGACGGUUGGGGCACUAACGCGUCUGUUGGUUGAGCGGGCUUGAGAAUGUACAGAAUAAUAAGCAGUGGGACAGCAUGUUUGUAUUCAUGAUAGGAUCCUAGAUAGGCGUCUGGCGCAACAAAAUGAACUGACAUGUCAUGUCGCUCUAUUUUCAGCCAACUUGGCCUGGCUGGCCCCUGUGGUAGGCCACCAGCAUUAGAUCGAUUAUGCUGUGUCAGGUGAAAUGGAACCAACGAUGGAUUCACGACGAUCACUGUGAACCACACAAGAUCAGGUCAACAGCCGAGAUCGAUCCUGGACCGGAUCAGUUGCCGUUGCAGUAGGACGACUAUCCCGGAAUAACUUGCAACAGUGGACUCAUAAUCCUCA
Fusarium verticillioides 7600 is the source of this 2246-nucleotide messenger RNA. RefSeq lists its product as hypothetical. The record is from RefSeq and is a predicted model, not a curated record. Gene Ontology annotation, molecular function: phospholipid binding; clathrin binding. NCBI's taxonomy places the organism in Eukaryota, Fungi, Ascomycota, Sordariomycetes, Hypocreales, Nectriaceae. Gene Ontology annotation, cellular component: endosome; clathrin vesicle coat; plasma membrane. The coding region runs from base 368 to 1822 and encodes 484 amino acids. The transcript is spliced from 3 exons. Gene Ontology annotation, biological process: Golgi to endosome transport; endocytosis.